This is a messenger RNA of Penicillium samsonianum, 1458 nucleotides long. RefSeq names its product putative endo-polygalacturonase. The coding region runs from base 1 to 1458 and encodes 485 amino acids. The transcript has a single exon. Gene Ontology annotation, molecular function: polygalacturonase activity. NCBI's taxonomy places the organism in Eukaryota, Fungi, Ascomycota, Eurotiomycetes, Eurotiales, Aspergillaceae. Gene Ontology annotation, biological process: carbohydrate metabolic process. The record is from RefSeq and is a predicted model, not a curated record.
AUGGUAUCUGCCCCGUUGAUUCAAACAUAUGAUAGUCCUCGGGAUAUUGUGAUCAAUCAAGAUUUCAUCAUUCAUGUGCAGCCAAAAGCAGAAGACACCGAAAACCCAUGGUCUCAAGUUGCAGCAUACGCCGUUGACGUGGCGAACGCGAGCAUCACCUGCAAUGACUUCGAUUAUCACUCCAUCGCGGUGGCGUCCUUUGACUUCAAUGGACCUGUGAGGGUCAGGGUCGAAUAUAUGCCAGGCUCAGUCGACUUGGCAGCGAUCCGGCCAGCCUCACGAGGCAUCAACACAGAGUUGCGAGAUAACGUUAUCACGUUCACUUUGGAUCGCGCUGAAGAUUUGAUGCUCGAACUGAAUGGCAACAAGUGGAAAGCCCUCCACUUGCUCACAAACACGAUUGAUCCAGACGCCCCGAGCGAAGAUACCAAAGACAUCUGGUACUUUGGACCAGGCGUAAAUCAAGGAUCGGCGUACUCGAUGAUCACCGACGGGGUCAAUCUUAUGGUACCGUCAGGUACAACCGUGUACAUUGCUGGUGGGGCUUUUAUCACUUUCCGGCUGAAUUUCGUUGGUGUCACCGACAGUGCUGUGCGAGGACACGGCUUCAUACUCGGUCCAAAUGGUGGAUAUGUCCAUCGAGAACAUGGUGGCGCAAUACAUAUGAGCCAAGCGAGCAGUAUUCAUGUAGAAGGUGUCACGUCCUUGGGAGCAAACGGAUUUAGUCUCUCUGCAGGAGAAUGCAAGAAUGUGCAUGUCAAUCGAUAUCGCUCAUUCUCAUCUUCUGGCAAUGGAGAUGGAGUGGAUUUCUUCUGUUCGUCCGAUAUCAUGAUCGAAAAUUGCUUUUUGCGCAACUCUGACGACACCAUUGCGCUCUAUUCUCACCGCUGGGACUGGUAUGGUAAUUCAAGAAACAUCACUAUCCAAAAUUGUAUUUUGCUCCCCGAUAUAGCCCACGCGAUAAUGAUGGGUACACAUGGCAAUCCCGAAAAUCCAGAGACAAUCAGCAAUGUCACGAUCUGGAACAUUGAUAUCUUGGAUCAAGAAGAGAACCAGUUGUGGUACCAAGGAUGUAUCGCUAUCAAUGCUGCCGAUUCAAACUUAAUCCAAGAUAUCCAUGUAGAGGAUGUCCGAGUGGAAAGGAUCACCCGCGGCCAACUUUUCAAUAUCCGAGUGAUGCAGAAUGAGAUGUGGACUACUGCUCCUGGGCGAGGGAUUCGAAAUGUCACUUUCAAAAACGUGUCUUUGUGCACGCGUGACUCCGGAACCAUAAACCCAUCGCUAAUUUUGGGCUAUAAUGAGGCUCAACGGGUUGAAAAUGUUACUUUUGAGAACCUCAAGAUCGACGACAAGGUGAUACAUGACCAAAUGGAGAAGCCCAGAUGGUACAUGGUCUUGGAUUUUGUUCCUUUGUUUGUCAAUGAGCACGUCAAGAACGUCAAAUUCAUUAUAUCAUAA